Cladocopium goreaui is the source of this 507-nucleotide messenger RNA. The record is from the annotation of a GenBank genome assembly. NCBI's taxonomy places the organism in Eukaryota, Dinophyceae, Suessiales, Symbiodiniaceae.
AUGGGGGCGGCUGAACCGCAUCGACGAAAGCCAGGUCAGACGUCAGCUUUCACGAUGUCAGCUGACAUUUGUGGUCCGUUCAAGGACUUCGGGGUGUCAAAGCGAAGAAAGGUGAGGUAUGCACUGCACACCUUCUGCAAGGCACUUCUACGGCUUCCGCCGGUGCACCACCCCGUUCCUCUGGACUCGGCCAUUUUGGCACUGGGAUCGCCAUGGAAGGUCUACCGGAAGGUAGUCCUCCCGCGGACGCUGCUGGAAGGGGGUGCUCCGGUGGAAGCCAAAAUGGAUGAUCUCUUUGGACCGGAGGAGCCAAAGGAACUGAUCUCAGUGGAAGCAGCGCGAAAGAGAAAUCAGAAAUGGGUGGAAGCCAUAAAAAAGGAGGCUCAAGAGUUGUCAGAGCCUGUGCCUGUCGUGAACUUAACAUUCCUGGAACCCAUUGCUUCCCGUGCUGCAGAUGAGAUUGUGACAGCACUGUCAAAGAUCCACGCCGCCACGCCAGAGGCUUAA